AUGAGCCCGAAAGACUCGUCCAUGUCCAAGAAGGCCAAGUCUGUGGCCAAGAAAGGAACGUCUUUGGCAUAUAGACUCGUCCGAAGAGUCAAAAGAGAGCUUACGCGGUUCGGUGUUGGUGAGCGCGUGGUCAACGUUGUGGAGGAUACCAUCCACGAUGUCGUUGAUCAAGAAGAGUCUGCAACUUCUAGCCAUCCAAAGAAACCGAGGAGAACGAUCCCUGCCACCGCCUUAGAUUACAACAGUGUCAGACGUUACUUUAAACUCUCAGACUACAAGGCGCCUAAGGGGGCCCCAGAGGCCAACAGAAUCUGGGCCAUCCCAGAUCAACACCUCCUUCCAAUCCCGCAGCAUCUAGAGGCUUCGAUGCACGAGUUUGAUACGUUGACAAGAUUCUCCGACGUUUCUUUGCGUACUCCAGCUGAAGCUAUGGGACGAUCAAUCAUAGACCAGAUUCUUUCGGCGGCAAUGAGAGAGGUCCGAAAAGAACUGCAGAUCCUUGCGCCCAGUAAUGAAGAACAUCUCUAUCUUACAAUGGAGACACGACUUGAAGUCACUCUAUCCCGAGAAGACGAGGAUCUCGUGAUCACCGGCGAUGCUGACUAUUCGUUCUGGUACGGUAAUCCGAGCGACAUCAGUACGAAUUUGGUGGUCUGUGAGGCGAAACGCAAAGGGGAAGGGUCCGGGCAGGGAGGACAAAGUCAGUUACUUGGUUAUAUGGGCAUCAUUCACACUAUGCGCCGCCGUCUUGGAAAAGAGAACUGCGUGGUCUAUGGGAUCCUCACAGACACCCAAACUUGGUGGUUCUACCGGAUUGACAAUGACUCCCAAGUCUCCGAAUAUGUCGCCACUUGGAAAUACCAAACUUCUCGGAUUUUUUCGUACAUCUGUUUCAUCCUUCGCGCCGCAUACGAACUUACACCUACUACAUCCCGAAUCACCCCGUCGCACAGAUUCUCCGGACAGAGCUCUUAUUUCAAUUUCGACAUCUUCUUCAAUAAUUUAAUUGAAGCAGGAAACCUGGCUUAG
Aspergillus lentulus is the source of this 1029-nucleotide messenger RNA. The record is from RefSeq and is a predicted model, not a curated record. NCBI's taxonomy places the organism in Eukaryota, Fungi, Ascomycota, Eurotiomycetes, Eurotiales, Aspergillaceae.